AUGGGGCGAAUGGAUCCGCUGUUUCGUUUUGACGCGGAUGACGAUAACGAGGAUGGAGGGGAGGUGGCGGCGUGGGAUUUCAAGGGCGCGGGGAAGACUCUUGCGGAGGAGUUUAAGGAGCGAAAAACGACGUCCGUUGAUACCAAGAUUGAGAUGAUCCGACGGCGGAGAGCGAUGGGGCUUGGGAGCACGAAGAGAGGGAGAGAAGAGGAGGACGAGGAGGAGGAGGAUGAAGAGGAGGAGGAAGAGGAGGAGGAUGAGGAGGAGGAUGAGGAGGAGGAUGUGGAGGAGGAAGAGGAAGAGGAGGAGGAAGAGGCAGAGGAAGAGGUAGACUUAGCGGAGGAGGAGCAGGAAGAGGACGAGGAAGACGAAGAGGAGAUGGAAGAGGAGGAAGAACAGGAAGAGGAAGAAGAGGAUGAGGAGGAGGAAGAUGAGGAGGAAGAGGAAGACGAAGCGGAAGAAGAAGAGGACGAGGAGGAAAAUGAGGAAGAGGAAGAGGCGAGUCACAAGAAGACUAAAAAGGAGCCCAAAAUAAAAGAUAUCGAAAAGGCACCCAAGGCAAAAGCCAGGCGAGAGAAGGAAGGAGCAGGAAAGGGAGAAGGCGGGGAAGGGGGGGGCGGAGGGGGAGGCGGGGGGGUGUAUUUCGAGGGGGCGGAGGAGGCAGGGGCGCGGUUCUCUGCGUCGUCCUUCUCAGAACUGCAGCUGUCGCGGCCGCUGCUGCGUGCGUGUGCUGCUCUGGGGUAUGACAAGCCCACACCCAUUCAAGCGGCCUGUGUGCCGCUGGCUAUGGCAGGCCGGGAUAUAUGCGGCAGCGCCAUCACCGAGCUGCAGCUGUCGCGGCCGCUGCUGCGCGCGUGUGCUGCUCUGGGGUAUGACAAGCCCACGCCCAUUCAAGCCGUGUGCGUGCCGCUCGCCAUGGCUGGGAGAGACAUCUGUGGCAGCGCCAUCACUGGGUCUGGCAAGACCGCCGCCUUCUCUCUCCCCAUCUUGGAGCGACUGUUGUUCCGCCCCAAGCGGGUGGCGGCCACUCGUGUCCUCGUGCUCACCCCAACCAGAGAGCUGGCCGUGCAAGUGCACAGCAUGGUGGAGAAGCUAGCGCAGUUCACUGACAUCCGCUGUGGGCUCGUGGUGGGGGGUCUGUCCAUCAAGAACCAGGAGGUGGCUCUGAGGUCACGGCCAGACAUCGUCGUCGCGACUCCGGGCAGACUUGUUGAUCAUCUGCAGAACAGCCAGAGCGUUGACUUGAACGACCUGGCCAUUCUGGUGCUGGACGAGGCGGACAGGCUGCUGCAGCUGGGGUUCCAGGAGGAGGUGAUGGAAAUAGUGAGAGUCUGCCCAAAGCGCCGCCAAACUCUCCUCUUCUCGGCCACCAUGAGUGGGGAGGUGCAGCAGCUGGCCAGCCUGUCCCUCAACCUGCCGGUGCGGCUGUCUGCUGAUGCUUCCAUGCAGCGACCCCGCACACUGGAAGAAGAGGUGGUUCGAGUGCGAUCGUCUCAGGAAGCAGACCGAGAGGCCAUGCUGCUCGCUGUGUGCUCCAGGCUCGCCAAAACCGCUGGCGCAGGCUCGGAAGGAGGGACGGAUGGUGGUUCGGAAGGAGGACAGGCAGGAGAUUCAGGAAGAGGGGAGAAGCGGAGUAAAGCACAGGGGGGUGGUGGAGUGAUCGUUUUCAGCGGCCGCAAGGUAGAGGCGCAUCGGCUGAAGAUUAUAUUUGGUCUGCUCGGAUGGCGGGCGGCGGAACUACACGGGAACCUUACCCAGGCCAUGCGACUGGAUGCCUUGGAACGAUUUCGGACGCACGAUGUGGACUUCCUUAUUGCCACUGAUGUCGCUGCCAGGGGUUUGGACAUUGCUGGAGUGCAAACAGUCAUCAACUACCACACACCCCGUGAAAUCACCAACUACGUGCACCGAGUGGGGCGGACAGCACGGGCAGGCAAGCUGGGAUCGUCAGUGACCUUCGUGGGGGAGAAGGACCGAAGGCUGCUGAAAGCGAUGACAAAGCGAGCAGGCAGGAAGCUGAAGCAGCGGCAGAUAGCCCAAGCGGCUGUGGAGCGGUGGAGGCAGCGAGUGGAGGGCAUGGAGAGGGAUGUAGCGGCUGUUAUGAAGCAGGAGAGGGAGGAACGGGUGCUGCGAAAGGCAGAGAUGGAAGCAGUCAAGGCUGAGAACAUGCUGACUCAUCGCGAUGAGAUAUUCGCCAAGCCCAAGCGCACGUGGUUCCAGAGCAAGAGGGAGAAGGAGGCAGUGGCAGAGGCGGCUAAGGCUGUGGCUGACGCUGAGGCAGAGGGCGGGGAGGGCGGCAGUGGGAAAGGGGGAGGGAAGGGAGGAGGGAAGGUGCUUUCACUGGAGGAGCUGCAGGAGAAGAGGAGGAAGGAGAAGCUGAAGAAGCAGCGAGAGAAAUCCCUCCCAAGAAAGAAACGCAGAAAGCUAGAGGCAGAGAGGCAGGCGCAAGAGGAGGAGGCAGAAGCACAGGAGUUCGGGUUGGAUGAAGCAUCUGAUGGGAAACCCAAGGCUGGAGGAAAGACAAGAGCCGAUCUGGCUUACCGCAAGGCCAAGGCAAUCAAAUCCGCAGAGCGGCUCCGGGCAGCUGGGAAGAUUGUCAGCCUGCCCAAGGCGGGCGGCCGGGCAGCUGGGAAGAAACCGAAGCAGAAAACGCCGUCCCGGUCCCGAGAGAUGAAGGAUCUGUUUCAGACGGAUAUGGCCAAGGGGAAAGGAGGGGGAGGGGCUGGGGGGGAAGUGAAGGGGAGGGGGAAGGCUGGGGGGACUUUCAAGAGCAAGAAGCGGUGA
Messenger RNA from Closterium sp. Naga37s-1, 2784 nucleotides. The record is from the annotation of a GenBank genome assembly. Lineage: Eukaryota; Viridiplantae; Streptophyta; Zygnematophyceae; Desmidiales; Closteriaceae.